UAAUAAUGAAGUAAAAACUUAUGCAUAUCUAAAUAUGAAUGAAAUUGAAAAUUUUAAAUAUUCGAUUAUUAAGUGUUGAUCAAAAAUCGGAAACCAUUUUCGUAGCAUCAAGUGUUGCCUAAGUGAUAAGAGAAUUUUAAAAAUUCAUAUGAAGUUAAAAAAUUUAUUUUAGAAAAAAAAAUUCGUAAACAAAUAAGUGUAAAAAGAAGAAAAAAAAAUUCAUUACUUUAAUGAAGUGUCGCCAAAGCUCGCAAACUGAAGCAAACUGUUGCCGCUUUAAUAUUACGAAAAAUUAAUUUCAAAUUUUUUGCAUAACGCUCUCUACAAAAUUUUUUGCGGGAUUAAUGUUUACAUGCAAUACAAAGAUGCUUUAAUCAAAUCAUAUAUAUGCGGGGCAGGUAGGCCCCUUGUAAAACCGUACACGAACAUCCAGAUUUGCGUACAUUUCAAGUUAAAAGAUAAGCAGAACUCUUGAAAUCUUUAAAGAGAUGGAGGCAGUAGUAGCCAAGUUAGCAGCAGCACAAACAGCAGCAAUAACAGCAACGAGGAAGAGAAUUGUAGCUGAGAACUCGAUAACAAUAACUUAGACGAGAUUAAAGCGAUUUUCCAGUGCAAAAGGAAAAUCAAUCAGAAGGCAUUGAAACAUAGGAAAUCAACAUUAAUUUUUGAAGAAGUGAAAAAGGGAGUGAGUGAAAGAGACAGAGUGAGUUCGUUAGGAGGAAGGGAGAGAUAGAAACAGUAAGCAACGUUCUACGCUUACUCAGCAAAACGCAUUGAAAUCGUAGAUCCUAAUUGACGCAACUAUCUUCACGCGAAGCCCUGAUAGAUUGGCAGCGUCGUUUCAUUACAUACAACGACGCAAUACACGUGUAAUCGCAAUUGUGCGAUUUCCGUUAACAUCACACGAGCUUCAUUUAUAACUGCCAUGUUGCGUGAGCUAAAUCUUUGCUAUCUUCUCCUUCUAAAAGCACUUGUAUUUCAACCACAACGCUUUCUCCUCGGCAACCUUACAGAUAAUUUUUAUAAGAAAUAAAGAAAACGGAAAUUGAAGUCCUCGUUAAAAGGAAACGGAACCAUAUAAUAUGGCACAUAAAACUACUUUUGAUGAUGCCUUAGAUUACAUAUACAUAGCUAAUGAUCAAAGUCCCAACACAUAUAUCAUCUCAUCGGCGUUGAUUACCUCGAAAUCGAAAGACUUUUAUAAUGAAGUCAAAGACAGUAUAACGAAUACAACACGUUUAACUGCUGCCUCAGUCACUGCCACAAAUAACCUAAUGGGCAGCAGCAAUAACAUUAAUUCCAAUACCAUUAACUCUGAUUCUCUAAUAAACGGUGAUGACAUGUUUAGCGGAUUGACUGUCGGUUUGGGAUCGCUACUCGUUAAUGAUACUAUUCUAAACAACACGCUGUUUGCAAAUGGUAGCGUCCUAACUGCAGAAAAUAAUGGCACAGGUAAUGUAACCACAACGGAAGAUCUAAGUGAGCUCAUUAGAAUGGCUGCCACAUCUGUAAUACUCGGUUUAAUGAUUCUCAUUACAAUCAUCGGCAACGUAUUUGUGAUUGCUGCCAUCAUCUUGGAGAGAAAUUUGCAGAAUGUUGCUAAUUAUUUGGUAGCAUCCUUAGCUGUCGCCGAUUUGUUUGUCGCAUGUCUUGUAAUGCCCUUAGGAGCCGUAUAUGAGAUAAGCCAGGGUUGGAUAUUGGGACCGGAACUUUGUGACAUUUGGACUUCGUGUGAUGUAUUAUGUUGCACAGCUUCCAUAUUGCAUUUGGUGGCGAUUGCAGUUGAUCGAUACUGGGCUGUCACGAACAUUGAUUACAUACAUUCACGUACCAGUCGUCGCGUUUUUCUUAUGAUAUUUUGUGUAUGGACGGCUGCAGUGAUUGUUUCAUUGGCGCCACAGUUCGGUUGGAAGGAUCCUGACUAUUUACAACGCAUUGAACAGCAAAAAUGUAUGGUUUCACAGGAUGUUGCAUAUCAGGUAUUUGCCACUUGUUGCACCUUUUAUGUGCCAUUAUUGGUGAUAUUGGUUUUGUAUUGGAAAAUUUAUCAAACCGCCCGUAAACGUAUACAUCGGCGACGCCCCAAACCAAGCGGCGUUAGUGGCAACAACAAUAAGCCACAUUUAGGUGGCGAGAAGAGACGUAAGCGUCUUCGAUUACGUUUUGGAAGGUUAACAAACGAAAAAGCCAAUACUACGACUACGCUUGGACUUGUUGAAGGCAAUUCAACGAAUACUGUCAACACAAUGGAAGUGGAAGACACAGAAUUUAGUAGUACCAACGUUGAACAUAAAAAUCGGGCAGGCAACGAAGCAACCACCACUAAUUUAAGUACAACGGAAGCACCCACAACGUCGUCCACUCAAAUAGCAACUGUAUCCCACCUUGUAGCUUUAGCGCAUCGCGAACAACAAAUCUCAUCUAAUGAAGCAGCAUCUGAAAUGCAAUUGCAAUCGGAAAUCAAAUCAAUAAAUUUAGUAGAAAAUCCUUUGGGGCCCAAUAGUGUUAUAACCGCAUCUAAAAUUCAUAUUGUUGAAGAUAAUGGCAAUUUGAGUACAGCAAACGGUACUGAAAAGAUAUUGCCUACUACGCAGCCUACAACGUCAGAGACGGAAGUCUUAGAGGAUCCUCAAGUGCAACAACAAUUUCAACAAGUUGAACAACAUUCGGUAACAGCUCAAGUGACGGCAAUAAAAUUGAAACCUUUAGCAGUUCCUUCAAAUCUCAAUGCUGCAACAUCGAUUUCUGCAUUAGCUCCACAAACACCUACAGUUUCAACUCCACCAGCACCUACUUCGGGCCAGGAAAGCUCUGCCAAUGUAUCAAGCCAAGUGACACCAAUAUCACGACCAAAAAAUCCUCAAUUAUUGGCCAGCGUAACAAAUCCUGUUCAUAAGGUUACAAAAAGAAAAGAAACCCUGGAGGCGAAACGUGAACGAAAAGCAGCGAAAACGUUAGCCAUAAUAACGGGCGCAUUCGUAGUUUGUUGGUUACCUUUUUUUGUAAUGGCUCUUAUGCUGCCAUUGUGCGAAACGUGCCAAAUCAACGACAGUAUUGCCUCCCUGUUCCUAUGGUUAGGUUAUUUUAAUUCUACUCUCAAUCCCGUCAUAUAUACAAUAUUCAGUCCGGAAUUCCGUCAAGCCUUCAAACGAAUUCUAUUUGGCGGACACAGACCUGUUCAUUAUCGUAGUGGGAAAUUGUAAACUAUAGCGUUUAAGUACAUAUGCAUAUAUAUGCAAGAAGUUUCAUUACAUACAUACAUACAUACUAACAACAUGCAUUCAUACUAACAUACAUAACAAUAAAUAGUACUAUGCAUGUGUUCACAUAAACCUUACGUUAACUAUUUCUCAAAAAACAAAAAAAAAAAACCCAAAGAGCGUUCCAAAAUAAGUUGAUGUCAAAAAUUUUUAAAAAUACUUAACAGAGUGUAUUAACAUCAUAUUUCUGGGUUAAAAAAAAAGAUAUAUGGCCAAACAGUGCGUUCGUCUAGACUUGAUGUACUCAUUCUCAUAACAAAGCCUCCCCCAGCAUAUUGGUACGUUGGCUGCAUAGCAUUAGUCUUCUGAAAUAUUCGUUCCAGAUGUUUGGUGCACUCUAAGAGAAAUAAUAUUAGCGAUUAAUAGAUGUAAUCUGCCCGCCACGUAGCAAGACCUUCCAAUAAUAACAUGAUUUCGUUGAUAAUUUUCUAAGCCACACGGCUGUCAUAUUUAUAUCAAUUAACUGACGCGACAAAAAUUCGAAGGUAGACUUUCAAUAUUUACAAAACCAUCACACAAUUUCCGUGCGUUGCAAUCUCUUCAUAACACAUUCGCUUUACUUGGAACAAUUAUUUUUCUCUGCUAAAACUAGGCACUCCUCGACAAUAUCUACAAAUCGCACGAAUUUUGCAUAUCAUCUCCGAUUAUUACGUUUUUCAAAGCCCUGGCGUGAAUUACAAUAAUUCCGAUCCGCCUGAGUGGCCGAAGGCAAGGAGUCUCGACUAGCAACUCAAUGGUUGUGGGUUCAAAUCUCAAGUGCAGUAGAGUUUUUAAUAAAACCCGAUAGCCUUACAUGCUAGUGUUUUUUAAGAGUUUAGUCUUAGAAUUUAUUUCUCUGGUGAAAUUUAA
This is a messenger RNA of Glossina fuscipes, 4109 nucleotides long. It is a transcript of the gene 5-HT1A, whose product is annotated as 5-hydroxytryptamine receptor. Gene Ontology annotation, cellular component: membrane. Lineage: Eukaryota; Metazoa; Arthropoda; Insecta; Diptera; Glossinidae. The record is from RefSeq and is a predicted model, not a curated record. Gene Ontology annotation, molecular function: G protein-coupled amine receptor activity. Gene Ontology annotation, biological process: adenylate cyclase-activating adrenergic receptor signaling pathway. The coding region runs from base 1083 to 3203 and encodes 706 amino acids. The transcript has 9 exons.